CAGAAAAUGCCUAUUAUUGUUCCACAGCAACAUGAAUCAAUAUAUUCUACUUAUGAGCCACAUUAUGUACCAGGUUACACGGGAUACAUUACAAAGCUCAGGAGUGACAUUGGCAAUGUCUAUGGCAAUGCUACAUUAAAGUUAGUAGACUAUGAACCAGGCGCACAAAAAUCUCUAAGCAGAAUUAUUAUUUUUUUUUGUAAUCAAGGACAUUUUUAUCCAGUAACUGCAAAAUAUUAUCAUACACAAAUGAACUACAUUCGUGAUGGUGAUCCUAAGACGUCAUCAGCAAUACAGACAAUUGAAGAAAUAAAAAAGGAAACAAAUAAACCUACAAGAUGGUUGCCAUGCGACGCUGACAGAUUUGGCUCAUUACCAAGUGGGCUGCAGACGACAAACUGCGCGGAGAGAUGCGAGCAGAUAGCUUCAUCCUCCUCUUCUUAUGGGGAUAAAAUAAGAGGGAUAAUUCAGAAGAAAGAAUUGAAAGCAAGUGAGUCAUCUAGGAGUAUAAACAAAAUAAAUGAGAAUGAACUGAAAAGACAAGGCAAAAUAAUUUACAGAACUGAAAGUGGUCUUCUGCCAAACUACACAGGAUAUACACCAGGACAAAUGUUUGUUAUUGGGAAAACCUGGGGUAAAAGCACCAUAGAUGCUAAAGGAAAACAUCAAGAACAGCCUUUCGUUUGGACUUCUCUGUUUUAAACCUACUAUGGUUUCCAGUGACCCAAUCAUGUGAUAAGCAUCUGAAAUAUGUUUAACCUAAUUAAUCAGACAUUGACACAAAACUACAAAUAUAGAGAACAUUGUAUAAACUUUUCCUUUCUCAUAGUAAAAGUACAUUAAAAAGAAAUUAUAAGCUAUCUUCAUAUCUGAGAUAUUUAUAUUAAUUUCUAAUCUCCAACUAAUAACUCAAUAUGAAUAUAUAUUUAUAUAUACACAAUAAUAUUUACAAUAAGUAUGCCCACUGGUAUUACAAAGAAUGUUUUUUCCUAUCAUGAUUUUUGGUGCAAAUCCAGUAUAAGAAUAAAUGACUAGAGAUACAAGGUGACGGAGGAAACACUAGUUCACAGAAUAAUAGAUUAUAGUACUAACCCAAACCUCCCUGGGAGAAAACAGAACAAGCACCAUUUUCAGAUGUGUUUUACAGCAAAACACAGCAAAAUAAAUUAUUAAUAUAUAUUACAAAAAUGUUAUAUUGCAGUUAUGAAACAUUUUAGGAGUUUUUAAACUGUGACUUUAAUGGCAAUUUAAUUUAAUUUUCAUGGUUUGGAACAAUGAUAUUUGAAAUACAAAUAAAAAAUCAAUUAAACUGAA
This is a messenger RNA of Bombina bombina (fire-bellied toad), 1314 nucleotides long. RefSeq names its product protein FAM166B-like. The record is from RefSeq and is a predicted model, not a curated record. The transcript is spliced from 5 exons. The coding region runs from base 7 to 702 and encodes 231 amino acids. NCBI's taxonomy places the organism in Eukaryota, Metazoa, Chordata, Amphibia, Anura, Bombinatoridae.